AUUGUGUUUUUACAGACAGGGAAUAAGUACACGCCGGCAGCGACCUCUGAGGAUGGAGUCAAAAAACCUAAAAAAGGAAAGAAAAACAAGAAGGACAUGGAGGAACUGAAGAAAGAAGUUGAGCUGGAGGACCACAAGUUAACCUUGGAAGAGCUUCACCGCAAGUACGGUACUGACCUGAGCAAAGGUUUGUCCUCUCACCAAGCCAAGGAGAUCUUAGCCCGUGAUGGACCGAACACCCUGACUCCUCCCUUUACAACUCCUGAAUGGGUGAAGUUCUGCAGACAGCUCUUUGGUGGAUUUCAAACGCUGCUCUGGAUCGGUGCAUUUCUGUGCUUCUUUGCUUAUACAAUCCAGACUGCCUCAUUGGACGAACCAGCAAAUGACAAUCUGUAUCUCGGACUCGUGCUUACUUUUGUUGUCACCGUCAACGGAUGCUUCUCGUACUAUCAAGAGGCCAAGAGCUCUAGAAUCAUGGAGUCUUUCAAGAACCUUGUCCCUCAGCAAGCCCUGGUCAUACGUGAUGGAGAGAAGAGAAGCAUCAGUGCCGAGGAGGUGGUUGUAGGAGAUUUGGUGGAGGUUAAAGGUGGAGACAGAAUCCCAGCUGACCUCCGUGUCAUCUCCGCACACGGAUGCAAGGUGGACAACUCUUCGCUCACGGGUGAAUCUGAGCCCCAGAGUCGUACCCCUGACUUCUCCAGUGAAAACCCGUUAGAGACAAAAAACAUUGCAUUCUUUUCUACUAACUGUGUUGAAGGUAAUGCCAAGGGUGUCGUCAUCAACACCGGUGACCGCACCGUCAUGGGUCGUAUCGCCACCCUUGCCUCCAGCCUGGAAGUUGGACAGACACCGAUCUCAAAAGAAAUCGAACACUUCAUCCACAUCAUCACUGGUGUGGCUGUUUUCUUGGGUGUGACAUUCCUUAUCCUCUCUGUCAUUCUUGGUUACACCUGGUUGGAAGGCGUCAUUUUCCUUAUUGGAAUCAUUGUCGCUAAUGUACCUGAGGGUCUCCCCGCCACUGUAACUGUGUGUCUAACCCUGACUGCUAAACGCAUGGCAAAGAAGAACUGUCUGGUGAAGAAUCUUGAAGCUGUGGAGACGCUUGGCUCAACAACCACCAUCUGCUCGGAUAAAACUGGAACUUUAACCCAGAACCGGAUGACCGUGGCACACAUGUGGUUUGACAACCAGAUUCGUAUAGCAGACACCACAGAGAACCAGACCGGAACCUCAUUUGACAGAAGCUCUCCUACUUGGGCGGCCCUCGCACGUGUAGCCGGCCUCUGCAACCGCGCCGUCUUCCAAUCUGACCAGAGCCAUCUGCCGGUCCUUAAGCGAGAAACGGCUGGCGACGCCUCAGAGUCUGCUCUGUUGAAGUGUAUUGAGCUUUGCUGUGGUCCCGUGAGUGAAAUGAGAGAGAAGUACACGAAUGUCGCCGAGAUCCCUUUCAACUCCACCAACAAAUACCAGCUCUCAAUCCACAAGAAUCCCAAUUCCUCAGAAUCUAAACACCUGCUGGUGAUGAAAGGAGCCCCCGAGAGAGUUCUGGACCGAUGCUCCACCAUUUUAAUUGAGGGAAACGAACAACGCUUGGACGACGAAAUGAAGGAUGCUUUCCAAAAUGCAUAUGUUGAGCUUGGAGGUCUUGGAGAAAGAGUGUUGGGUUUCUGCCACUUUAGCCUUCCCGAUGACCAGUUCCCAGAUGAGUUUCCAUUCGACACUGACAACAUGAACUUCCCCACUGAGAAUCUGUGUUUUGUUGGCCUCAUGUCCAUGAUCGACCCGCCUCGUGCCGCCGUACCAGAUGCCGUGGUCAAAUGUCGGAGUGCAGGAAUCAAGGUUAUCAUGGUUACCGGUGACCAUCCGAUUACAGCUAAAGCUAUCGCAAAGGGUGUCGGCAUCAUCUCCGAGGGCAACGAGACUGUGGAUGACAUUGCCGCUCGUCUUAAAAUCCCAGUUGGAGAGGUUAAUCCAAGAGAUGCCAAAGCUUGUGUGGUCCACGGUGUAGAUUUGAAGAAUAUGACCUCAGAACAGCUGGACGAAGUCCUCCAACACCAUACAGAAAUAGUGUUCGCUAGAACGUCUCCGCAACAAAAACUGAUCAUAGUGGAAGGUUGUCAGCGACAGGGUGCCAUCGUGGCUGUAACAGGUGAUGGUGUGAAUGACUCUCCCGCUCUGAAGAAGGCUGAUAUCGGUGUGGCCAUGGGUAUCGCUGGAUCUGAUGUAUCCAAACAGGCCGCUGACAUGAUUCUUCUGGACGACAACUUUGCCUCAAUCGUCACUGGAGUCGAAGAAGGCCGUUUGAUCUUCGACAACUUGAAGAAGUCCAUUGCCUACACCUUGACCAGUAAGAUCCCCGAGAUGUCACCCUUCCUGUUUUUCGUCCUUGUGGGUAUUCCUCUACCUUUGGGCACAGUCACCAUUCUGUGUAUUGACCUGGGCACUGACAUGGUUCCUGCCAUCUCAUUGGCCUACGAAACUGCUGAAAGUGACAUCAUGAAAAGACAACCCAGAGAUGCUAAAACAGACAGGCUGGUGAACGAGAGACUGAUCAGCAUGAGUUACGGUCAGAUCGGCAUGAUGCAAGCCGUUGGAGGAUUCUUUACCUACUUUGUGAUUCUUGCUGAGAACGGAUUUCUGCCGUGGGAUCUGGUAGGAAUUCGAAUGGGUUGGGAAGACAGAUAUGCCAGUGACCUUGAAGACAGCUACGGCCAACAGUGGACAUAUGAACGCAGAAAGAUCGUGGAGUACACCUGCCACACAGCGUUCUUCACUAGCAUAGUGAUCGUGCAGUGGACUGACUUACUCAUCUGUAAAACCAGAAGACUUUCCAUCUUCCAGCAGGGAAUGAAAAACAAAGUCCUUAUCUUUGGACUGUUUGAAGAAACAGCCCUGGCAGCAUUCCUGUCCUACUGCCCAGGCAUGGACAUUGCCGUCAAAAUGUAUCCCAUGAAACCAAUGUGGUGGUGCUGUGCUUUGCCAUAUUCACUGCUCAUCUUCAUCUAUGAUGAAGUCAGAAAAUACAUCCUCAGACGAAACCCAGGAGGCUGGGUGGAACUAGAAACAUACUACUAAGAGCAGAAGACCAUCUCCAUGCCUAUGAAACAUGUUUGUUGUGAUGUCUUCAAAAUGAUAAAGAAUCUGGCAAUUUUCAAUUUUCUCAAUAAAAUGUAAAACUAUAUAAAGCCAAA
This is a messenger RNA of Triplophysa rosa, 3191 nucleotides long. RefSeq names its product sodium/potassium-transporting ATPase subunit alpha-1-like. Gene Ontology annotation, biological process: sodium ion export across plasma membrane; proton transmembrane transport; intracellular potassium ion homeostasis. Gene Ontology annotation, cellular component: membrane. Lineage: Eukaryota; Metazoa; Chordata; Actinopteri; Cypriniformes; Nemacheilidae. The transcript has 21 exons. Gene Ontology annotation, molecular function: P-type sodium:potassium-exchanging transporter activity; ATP binding; ATP hydrolysis activity. The record is from RefSeq and is a predicted model, not a curated record. The coding region runs from base 97 to 3075 and encodes 992 amino acids.